AUGUGGGACCCAUCCUGGGUCGAUCUCUAUCCGAGCUGUCUGGCUUCUUUAUGAAAUGUCUCUGAAGCCCAAAGCCCAUUUUCUACCGGCAUCCUCUGUCGCUCUCUCUCGGAUGGAUGUGGGCUACACAGGUCCGACUUGGAGCUUGUUCUCAGAGGGGCCCUGUUCAGGACAUCUGAGCAGGGCCUGACUUCGAGCUUCAAAAGCCCUUGUUUUUUUUUUUUUCUUUGCCUAUUUUUCACGCUUCGUUUAUGUGUUCUUCUACUGUCUGUCAUAGCUUCUGAAAUUUCAGGAAGGAGCACUGCCUGCGAAGCAGUUGAUCAAACGCAUAGAAGACGUCUUGAAGAUUGCUAUAUAG
Molecule: messenger RNA, 358 nt
Organism: Spirodela intermedia
Lineage: Eukaryota; Viridiplantae; Streptophyta; Magnoliopsida; Alismatales; Araceae
Source: the annotation of a GenBank genome assembly